Molecule: messenger RNA, 919 nt
Organism: Alosa alosa (allis shad)
Lineage: Eukaryota; Metazoa; Chordata; Actinopteri; Clupeiformes; Clupeidae
Product: neurogenic locus notch homolog protein 1-like
Exons: 6
Coding region: 316-792 (158 amino acids)
Biological process (GO): establishment or maintenance of epithelial cell apical/basal polarity; heterophilic cell-cell adhesion
Cellular component (GO): protein-containing complex; plasma membrane
Molecular function (GO): calcium ion binding
Source: RefSeq, a predicted model, not a curated record
AGCCUGAAUGUUCAGGAGAAAAACACAUUAUCACGUAAUGGCAAAACUUUGCAAAAGUGGCAGAAUAACUCAAGGUCAGAAGUAACCAGCAGAAUGUAGCUUCAAGUCAAGUAGGAAGAGCAGCGAUGACUGUGACCUACCCACUUUCUGCUGUUCACAGUCACAGCCGACGGUCAUGAGCAAGUGGAUAGCGUCUCCAACCCAUGCGCCAACCAAGGCACCUGCCGACCCACCUCCGACUUCAACUAUCAGUGUCACUGCCUGCCAGGAUUCACGGACCAAACUGUGAGAUUAACAUUGACGACUGCCCUUCCUAUGACUGCCAGAAUGGAGGAACCUGUAUGGAUGGAGUCAACACCUACAACUGCCAGUGUCCACCCGAUUGGACAGGUCUGUACUGCACAGACGAUGUGGACGAGUGCCACCUGCAGCCCAACACCUGCCAGCACGGUGGCACAUGCUACAACACGCUGGGCAGCUACAACUGUGUGCUUGCUGUGUCACUUAACCGAUGCCUGCAUGAGCAGCCCCUGCCGCGAUGGCUCUCAGUGUUUCAACAACCCCAUCAAUGGCAUGUACAACUGCAUGUGCCAGUCAGGGUACAGGGGCAGCACCUGCUACGAGGACAUCGAUGAGUGCAGCAUCGGUAUGAGCCCUUGUGAGCACAAUGGGCUGUGUAUCAACACAGAGGGCUCGUUCACCUGUAACUGCACCCAGGGAUACACAGGGCCACGCUGUGAGCAGGAAGUCAACGAGUGCCUGUCCAACCCUUGCAAGAACGAUGCCACCUGAACACAACUGAAAACUCCAUGUACAAAGUACAGAUUUGGUUCAGGUUUUGCACAUUGGCUGUUUUAGGUUUGAGGCAAUAGAAAUCCUUACUAUACAAGUCCAGCUAAAAUAAAGUUGUCUGUCUGCC